Molecule: messenger RNA, 4292 nt
Organism: Grammomys surdaster
Lineage: Eukaryota; Metazoa; Chordata; Mammalia; Rodentia; Muridae
Gene: Gtf2ird1
Product: GTF2I repeat domain containing 1
Exons: 27
Coding region: 136-3141 (1001 amino acids)
Biological process (GO): transcription by RNA polymerase II
Cellular component (GO): nucleus
Molecular function (GO): DNA-binding transcription factor activity
Source: RefSeq, a predicted model, not a curated record
UCCCUCCGGAUACCUGCUGGAAUCGGGGAAAGCAGACACCCCUCUCACCCUCGAAUUCCCUGGAGGUGGAGAGAGAAGCGCCCCACUGGCCUGGAGCCCAGCAGGCCUGGAUACAGUUGGGCGAAUGAGGUGACCAUGGCCUUGCUGGGGAAGCACUGUGACAUCCCCACCAACGGCUGUGGGUCCGAGCGCUGGAACUCCACCUUCGCCCGCAAGGACGAGCUCAUCAACAGUCUGGUGUCUGCCUUAGACUCCAUGUGCUCUGCGCUCUCCAAGCUGAACACGGAGGUGGCCUGCGUGGCGGUACACAAUGAGAGUGUCUUCGUGAUGGGUACCGAGAAGGGAAGGAUGUUCUUGAACACUCGGAAGGAACUACAGUCAGACUUCCUCAGGUUCUGCCGGGGACCCCUAUGGAACGAUCCAGAAGCAGGACACCCUAAAAAGGUGCUGCGCUGUGAAGGUGGUGGCCGGAGCAUCCCGCGGUCCUCUCUGGAGCAGUGCUCGGAUGUGUACCUGCUGCAGAAGAUGGUAGAGGAAGUGUUUGAUGUUCUUUAUAGUGAGGCUAUGGGCAGGGCCACCGUGGUACCUUUGCCCUAUGAGAGGCUGCUCAGGGAGCCGGGGCUACUGGCGGUGCAGGGGCUGCCCGAGGGCCUGGCCUUCCGGAGGCCAGCAGAGUAUGACCCCAAGGCACUCAUGGCCAUUUUGGAGCACAGUCACCGAAUUCGGUUUAAGCUCAGGAGGCCUCCUGAUGACGGUGGGCAGGACACAAAGGCACUGGUGGAGAUGAACGGUAUCUCUCUGCUACCCAAGGCGUCCCGAGAUUGUGGUCUGCAUGGCCAGGCCUCCAAGGUCGCUCCCCAAGACCUGACCCCCACCGCCACCCCAUCCUCCAUGGCCAACUUCCUGUACAGCACUUCGAUGCCCAACCACACCAUCCGGGAACUCAAGCAGGAGGUGCCAACCUGCCCGUUGACCCCCAGCGACCUGGGCUUGGGCUGGCCUGUGCCUGAGCCCCAUGCCCCCAGCACCCAAGAUUUCUCUGAUUGCUGUGGACAGACGCCUGCAGGGCCUGCUGGGCCUCUCAUCCAGAAUGUCCAUGCUUCCAAGCGCAUCCUCUUUUCUAUCGUCCAUGAUAAGUCAGAGAAGUGGGAUCCGUUCAUCAAGGAAAUGGAAGACAUCAACACCCUGCGGGAGUGCGUGCAGAUUCUGUUUAACAGCAGAUACGCGGAAGCCCUGGGCCUGGACCACAUGGUCCCUGUGCCCUAUAGGAAGAUUGCCUGUGACCCCGAGGCUGUGGAAAUUGUGGGUAUCCCAGACAAGAUCCCCUUCAAGCGGCCCUGUACUUACGGAGUGCCCAAGCUGAAGAGGAUUCUGGAGGAGCGACACAGCAUUCACUUUAUUAUCAAGAGGAUGUUCGAUGAGCGCAUUUUCACAGGGAACAAGUUUACCAAAGACCCCAUGAAGCUGGAGCCAGCUAGCCCACCAGAAGACACUUCCACAGAAGUCUGUAGGGACAGUAUGCUGGAUCUGGCUGGGACUGCUUGGUCAGACAUGAGCAGCGUCUCUGAAGACUGUGGGCCAGGAACCUCAGGAGAGAUAGGAAUGUUGAGGCCCAUCAAAAUCGAGCCAGAGGAGCUGGACAUUAUUCAGGUUACUGUCUCAGAUCCCUCACCUACCUCUGAGGAGAUGACCGACUCGCUACCUGGGCAUCUGCCCUCAGAGGAUUCCGGUUAUGGGAUGGAAAUGCCGGCUGACAAAGGCCCCAGUGAGGAACCGUGGUCAGAGGAGAGGCCGGCAGAAGAGAGCCCUGGUGACGUGAUCCGGCCCCUGCGGAAGCAGGUGGAAAUGCUAUUCAACACAAAAUAUGCCAAAGCAAUUGGUACCUCAGAGCCGGUCAAGGUGCCCUACUCCAAGUUCCUUAUGCACCCGGAGGAGCUGUUCGUACUGGGACUUCCUGAAGGCAUCUCUCUUCGAAGACCCAACUGCUUUGGGAUUGCCAAGCUACGGAAGAUUCUGGAAGCUAGCAACAGCAUCCAGUUUGUCAUCAAGAGACCCGAACUGCUCACUGACGGUGUCAAAGAACCUGUUCUGGACACUCAAGAGAGGGACUCCUGGGACCGUCUUGUGGACGAGACCCCGAAGAGACAGGGCCUUCAAGAAAAUUACAACACCAGGCUCUCGCGGAUCGACAUCGCCAACACGCUUAGGGAACAAGUCCAAGACCUGUUUAACAAGAAAUACGGUGAAGCUCUGGGCAUCAAAUACCCAGUGCAAGUGCCCUACAAGCGAAUCAAAAGCAAUCCAGGCUCGGUGAUCAUCGAAGGCCUGCCCCCUGGAAUCCCAUUCCGCAAACCCUGCACCUUCGGCUCCCAGAACCUGGAAAGGAUUCUCUCUGUGGCUGACAAGAUCAAGUUCACGGUCACCAGGCCCUUUCAAGGACUCAUCCCGAAGCCUGAAACCAAAAUUCUCACUACAGGACACGAAGCUGGAAAAACCACCAGACCAAGGAGACUGCAACAAGACAGCUGGCAGCCAGAUGAGGAUGACGCCAACAGGCUCGGGGAGAAAGUGAUCCUCCGAGAGCAGGUGAAGGAGCUCUUCAAUGAGAAAUACGGUGAGGCCCUGGGACUGAAUCGGCCUGUGCUAGUUCCUUACAAACUGAUCCGGGACAGCCCAGAUGCUGUGGAGGUGAAGGGCCUCCCAGAUGACAUCCCCUUCCGGAACCCCAACACCUAUGACAUCCAUCGGCUGGAGAAGAUCCUGAAGGCCAGGGAGCAUGUACGGAUGGUCAUCAUCAACCAGCUCCAGCCUUUUGGGGAAGUCUGCAACAAUGCCAAGGUGCCAGCCAAAGACAACAUUCCCAAGCGCAAGAGAAAGCGGGUCUCUGAAGGCAAUUCAGUCUCCUCCUCUUCUUCUUCUUCAUCCUCGUCCUCUAACCCAGAGUCUGUGGCAUCCACCAACCAGAUCUCCCUCGUGGUAAAGUCACGCGGAUCCGAACUUCACCCUAAUUCUGUGUGGCCUUUGCCCCUCUCUCGGGCAGGGCCAUCCACAGCUCCAGGAACUGGGAGGCACUGGGCUCUGAGAGGGACUCAGCCAACCACAGAGGUGCAGGCACAUCCACUUGUUUUGCCCACAAGAUAGACUGAGGGUCCGUGCGAUCAGCCAGUGUUUGAGGUGUGGCCAUCACUUGUGAUGUGUGUAAAUGAUGCCAGCAGGAACCAGAGGGUAGGUGGUCACGUGACAGAACUCAGUCUCCAUCACCUGUCGGCCACAUCGCUUCAUUUAGCCCUUUCCUGGUUCAGAGAAACUUACGUUAAAAAAAAAAACACACAAAAACAAACAAACAAAAAAACACCCAGGGUGUGCUGUCUUAUGCCCUUAGUGGAGGGGAGAAGAUCAGAAGUUCAAGGCCAGCUAGGGCUAUGACUCUGUCUCAAAGAAAACUGCUAAAGGAGGGCUGAAGGUGUGGCUUAGUCAGCAGGGUGCUUGCUUUGCAUGCCUGAAGCCCUGGGUUCUAUUCCCAGCACCACCUAACCUGGACCUGGUGGUACAUGCCUGGGAUCCUAAGACUGGAGAAGUAGAGGCAGGAGGAUCAGAAGUUCAAGGUCACCCUCAGCUAUUUAGAAAGUUUGAGGCUAGCCUGGGCCACGUGAGACUGCCUCAAGAAAAAGGAAUGGAGGAAAGAAAGACUGUUGUGGGUUUUUUUUUUCCAUUCUUCUCUAUCAUUGACUACUCCCCUCACCCCAAGAGGUGGGACAGUGUCUGUGGGGUGACACUGGGUGACACUGGGUGAACAACGCUUUCUGCUCGUGCAGACUCAGCCCUUGAUGGUGUCUAGUUCAUAUAUUGAACCUCUUCAACACAGGUGGGGACAAUCACUGCCUUCCACCUGUGUGACCUCAGACAGAUCUCUCUCCCUCUCUGGGCCUCAGAGGCUGCCUAAUAAGUAACGUUUGACUUCACCCUCAGAGAAAGCGUGCUAGUUAUUCUGGGAGUUUCUCCGUGUCGUCUGGAGUCCUAAUGUGGUCCCUCUGUCCCCUCCCCCGCUCUCUCUAGCAGUGGCCAGUGUACAUGGUGGACUAUUCCGGACUAAACGUGCAGCUUCCGGGGCCCCUUGAUUAUUAGACCUCAGAGCCGAAUCAGGACCUCAACUCAAAAGACUAAAGGAAAAUGUAAUUUAUGUACAAAGUAUAUUCGGAUAUGUAUCAAUGCCUUUUAGUUUUUCCAAUGAUUUUUACACUAUAUUCCUGCCGCCAAGGCCUUUUUAAAUAAGUAAAGAAAAUGAAAAAGAA